AUGAUCAAUAAGUCAUCAAAUAAGAAUUCGAAACUUACCUUACGACCUCCAUUCCCUCCAACGCUUACCGCUCAUGAUCUUCUCCCAUCUGAAAAGUCUAUUAAUAGGUCAGAAAAUGUGAGAAUUCCGAAUGCGUUCAUAGCCUACCGAAUGGCGCUGGUUAGAGAACUGAAAUUAAAAAAUGUUGCCAGUCAUCGUUCAAACGUUUCUACUUACGCAAGUCGUCUAUGGGCAGAAGAGUCUGAUCAUGUUAAAGACGUUUAUAAAAAGAUGGCAAAUGAUGCCACCAUGUUAUACAACAAGGCCAGAGGGAUCACUUUUCUCAGUUACGAACGAUCAGGUUCAAGUGAUAAAAGCAAAAAAACGGAAAGGGAAAGGUAUUCGGUUAACGUGAACGAACCUUUGAAGCAAGAUAUCGAAGAAGAGACCACGCCACAACAGGAUGAUUUAACGCCUCCACCUCCUGCUUUUGAUCAAUCAUAUCUUAAUAAUCUUUCAAUGGUAAAUCAGCAGACUUUUUAUUCUGUAAGAUCGGGUGCUUUCGAUCAUAAUGUGGCUCAUUCUGUUGGUGCGAAUCCAUUUGGGCAAUUUUUCGGAAAUUUUUCGGGAAGGUUGAGCGUUGAGCAUCGUCUUCAAGCUUUGGAGCAACAAAUGGCUUUAUUUCAUCAAAU
Funneliformis mosseae is the source of this 671-nucleotide messenger RNA. NCBI's taxonomy places the organism in Eukaryota, Fungi, Glomeromycota, Glomeromycetes, Glomerales, Glomeraceae. The record is from the annotation of a GenBank genome assembly.